CAGCCAGGCAGGCAGCCACCCAGCCAGCCAUCCAUCCAUCCAUCCAUCCAUAGAGCGGCUCUUCUCCUACGGAGAGUGUAUCCUCGACGAAGGUGGAGGCGAAGCGUAGAGUGGUACAUCUACCAUCGUCUCUCUAUCGGCGGAAUCCAAGGACUCGAAGACCCCCGUGUGAUUUCAGUCGGCCGCCGGCCGGCUCUGGCCGGCCACUAUCCUCGACCACGUGUGCAAGGUCGCCGCGUCGGCCCCUCUCGUCCGUUUUGGAUUUCCGAAGAGAGACGCGAAACGCCAACGAUCGGCCCGUUAUCGCGCCGGCAGAGUUGUCGAGAGAGAUCGUCUCCCGACGAUCUCCCGGGAGAGCCAUCCGAGUCGGCCGCCGGCCGACCGCGCUUCGAUUUUUCCGCCCCGUUGUUACGUGUGACAGUUCGCCGCGCGCCACGUGACAUCGCGACGUCCCUUCGUCUCUCUCGUCCGUCAGUUUCCCGAGCUUCGAAAAUGGAUAAAACGCCAUCCACCAUCGUCGACGACGUCGUCGUCGAGUAAGGUAGUGAGAACGGGUAGUUCGACGAGAGAGAAAACACGUCCGCAGAGUGUCCGUGACGAUCUCGCAGGGUGCCUGUAGAGAUAUCCGUUUUUCGCGAUCGCGAGAGCUAUGCGUGCGUUUAAACGCGAUCGAGAUCACGGAAAGAGAGAAGGGGACGGACACCGGCUCGCGGCGAGCGAUUGCGGGCUCCACGUUGAUUUGGGAGAUAAACAGCCCCGGUGUUGGUGAAAAGAGCGGAAUUUCCUUUUGUAUUGUGCGUCCGUGACCCGUCGUAGUAAUUAAGUGAGCGCGUUUGACGUAUAUGAGUGACGACUUGUGGCAUUGUGAGAUUAACUAGUCGUGUGUACUGAUUCCGGUCCCCGAGUGUGAGCGACCCGCGUUCGUGUGACGUAUCCUUGAGAUUCCAGGGUGAAGAUUGAACGUUCGGAUCUCGUUCGCCCGUAAGAAAGAAGUGAUUCGACGAUCUUGUUGGAGCUACGUCGACGGCGCGAUAUCGGCGAUCGACAAUCGCGAGUGGCACAAACUAGAAAAAGAGAGAGAGAGAGAGAGGAGAGAGGAGAGAGAAGAGAGAGCAGUAGCGUCAUAAUGCGCCGUGUUACGGCUAGCGCCGGCCUCAUCAUUCCGCGAAGCGCGAGCUUCAAGUACUUCGACGGCGUCGGGCUCGCCGAGAUGAGCGGUGGCAGCGGCGGCGGCGGAAACGGCGGCGGCAAUCAAGGUGGUAACGGCAAUGCCACGACCUAUCAUCAGCACCAACAGCAGCAGCAGCAGCAGCAACAGCAGCAACAGCAGCAACAGCAGCAGCAGCAACAGCAAUCGCAGCUGGAGCAGGCCGGCCUGCUGUCGGACCUCAAUGGCAUCGACCUGGCGAUGAGCCUGUCGCCGAAGCAGCACUCGUCCCACGUACAGGCCGCCGGCGGUGCCCACACCACCCCAUUCAGCGUCACCGAUAUCCUGUCGCCGAUCGAGGAGUCUUACCGGAAGCUCGAGCUCGCCGCCGCCGCCGCCGCCGUCGGUGUUGGUGUCGGCGUCGUGACCCAUUCCCAGGGCUCGCCUUACGGGAACGCAUGCGGUGCACGGGUGGGUGGUAACACCGGUAGCUCGAGCGCGAGCAGCGGCAGCCCGCCGUUGCACGGCGGUUCAACGCCCGGCGGCAGCACCCCCGGACCGGUUUCCGUUGCCAACGGGGCCGCCCCCGUUGGCGGCGGCGGCGGCGGCGGCGGUAGUGCCGGCGGUGCCGGCGGAGGCAUGAGUGCCAUGGGUAAUCCUUACGCAACUAUGCAGCUUACGUCGCAGUAUCAAUAUUGCGCCGCGGAAUUGUCACCGUACCAUCACGCCGGGCCCGGCGUGGGCGCCACGGCCACAGCCACGGACCCGAUGAGGUCCCACGCGGUUUCGUCGCACCAUCAUCCCUGGUACGCCCCGGCGCCACCGGCGACCAACGACCCGCGCUUUGCCAUCUCGCGACUGAUGGGUGCCGCGGCGGCGGGCGCCGGGACCAACAUGGCCGGCUGCUCGGUGGGCCAGUCGAUGGGCGACGUGACCAAGUCGUCGGGAAUGGGGGUGGGCGUCGGCGUCGGAGUCGGCGUCGGUAUGGGCGUCGGCGCGAUGCAAUUCCCCCUCGCGCAGAGACGGAAGAGACGCGUGCUCUUUACCCAGGCCCAGGUCUACGAGCUCGAAAGGCGAUUUAAGCAGCAAAAGUACCUCAGCGCGCCCGAACGAGAGCAUCUGGCGUCUUUAAUUCAUCUAACGCCCACGCAGGUGAAAAUAUGGUUCCAAAAUCAUCGGUACAAAUGCAAGAGGCAAGCAAAGGAAAAGGCCAUGGCCGAGCAAAACGCCCAGAAUCAGAGUGCAAGUUCACCACGGCGGGUGGCGGUGCCGGUGCUGGUGAAGGACGGGAAGCCGUGCGGGAGCGGCGGGGGCGGCGGGAACGAGGGUAGCCGUGGCGGGCCCAGCGCGGCCCUGGCGAGCCCGGCGCCGCACAUGACGGCGGCCUCGAGUCCCCAUGGCACCCAUCACGCGGCGACCUCCUCGGUGUCCCAUCACUCGGUCGUCGCCGGCGUCAGCCACGUGAUGAGCUCGAGCCAGAGCCUGCAGCACUGCUCGUACACGCGGUCCGGCGCGCAGCAGGGCAUGCAGCAGCAACAGCAGCCGCAGUGCGGCGCGUAUCUACCCCUGCAGGGUCGAGCCUGGUAGUGCGCGCCAUCCGCGGCGGGGGCCGCGGCCUACGCCAAUCCCUCCGUCGCGGGCCCAUGGGCCCUCGCCGCGGAUCCAGCUGCCUGGUACGCCAUACCCGAUGACAGUCCUUAGGGGGAGGGAGGGAAAACGGGAGGGAAUACGCGGGGACUCCGCGAUCUCGCGAAUCGAAUUCGCGAGCCGUGCGCGGCGCGGAAGCGGACGACGGCGGCCGGGAUGAACCCGAGCCUCCGUCACCGUCGCUCGUCACCCGGGUGCGGCUCAUCCGUCAUCAUGGAUGGCCGACUCGAGAGAUCGAGACCGCACUCUCUUUUCUCUUUAGAUGUUCGCUUUAAAGACGCUGUCCGGGGCCCCAAAGGGCUACCGAAGGGACGUAGUCGGUCUUUUCUUUUUCUCUCCUUCCGUCGGGUGUAUACGUGUGGUCACUUGUAACACGCCAGCCGACCGAGGAGAACGUGAUGUUACAACAA
Molecule: messenger RNA, 3204 nt
Organism: Pogonomyrmex barbatus (red harvester ant)
Lineage: Eukaryota; Metazoa; Arthropoda; Insecta; Hymenoptera; Formicidae
Product: homeobox protein Nkx-2.4
Biological process (GO): cell differentiation; regulation of transcription by RNA polymerase II
Cellular component (GO): nucleus
Molecular function (GO): RNA polymerase II cis-regulatory region sequence-specific DNA binding; DNA-binding transcription factor activity, RNA polymerase II-specific
Source: RefSeq, a predicted model, not a curated record